Messenger RNA from Penicillium crustosum, 557 nucleotides. RefSeq lists its product as uncharacterized. The record is from RefSeq and is a predicted model, not a curated record. The coding region runs from base 12 to 557 and encodes 181 amino acids. NCBI's taxonomy places the organism in Eukaryota, Fungi, Ascomycota, Eurotiomycetes, Eurotiales, Aspergillaceae. Gene Ontology annotation, biological process: mitochondrial respiratory chain complex I assembly. The transcript has 3 exons. Gene Ontology annotation, cellular component: membrane.
CACACUCAACAAUGGUUAACAGCUUAUGGUUUAAAUGGAAGAAGCUUCGCCUGCCCUGGCGCAAGUCCUUCUUGGUCGGUGAGGAUCUCGCCGGCAAUACCUUCUGGGAGUUCAAAGAUGUGUUGAACGCAGCUCGCUUCCGACGCAUUGUUCGGUUCGAUCCCAAAACACAUUUCAGUGAUGUUCAAGUAUCACCGCAAUGGCACCAAUGGCUGCGACAUGUCCGGGAACACCCCCCGAGUAUUCAGGAGCAGCAGCAGGAUCUUGUCCGCCAGGCACAAAUCAAACAACUCGCUCGACUCGCCGAUGAACGCUGGGCCAGCAAGGCCUCCUUCCUUGAUAAGCCCAAGACUCAACAACAACCACCAACGACCCAAAUAAAUGAGGCGACUUUAAAUACUCCUGCCAACGCUGCUCCCACACAACAAACCUCCCCCGAAACAGCCCCCGCAGCACCACAGACACAAAAGGUGGAGAACCCAUGGAUCAAGGCGAAAAAGGCCAACCCAGGCGAGGAGUGGCAACCCGAGGCGUGGUCUCCUAGUUCCAAGCGGUGA